Paracoccidioides lutzii Pb01 is the source of this 1311-nucleotide messenger RNA. RefSeq lists its product as hypothetical. Bases 1 to 1311 code for a protein of 436 amino acids. The transcript has 4 exons. The record is from RefSeq and is a predicted model, not a curated record.
AUGAUAAGACAUAUUUCCGUGGCUUGCCUUGUGCUUGUUCAGCUUGGAAUAUCGGGACGCAGAACACACGCGAGAAUAAUAGGCCUCAAAGAUUUCCAAAAGUUUCCCCAUAGGGGGGAAGAUUUUGAACCAGACAUCCAAAUUAAUGCGAGGUUGCCUAAUGAUCACAUAUCUGUUGCCGUUGGAGAUGCUGCUCCUCCGUCUCACAACGGUGUAGUAUUUGACGAAGGGGGAAUUGUAGUCAAUAUUAUAAACUCAGGAGACGGAUCAGAAGCGCAAGCACACGCGCCGAAACCCGUUCCGGCAGCACCACAAGCACAAGCUCUAGCACCCAUCGAAUUUCAGGGCGUGGCAGGCAUUUCAAUUCCAGUUAAACCUGUCGGACACACUCCAUCUCCCAUACCGUUUCAAUUUGAGGCAGGAUCUUCGGCCGUUUUGACACCCCAGGCUUCGCCGAAACCUCCCACUCAAAAUGGGCCAUAUGCCGUCCCAAAUACUCACCUCCAACAACCAGGCCUUGCCCCCGAUGCCUGCGAUUGUCAAUGUCUCUGUCCUUUUCAUUUUUUCGACACUCCUGCUGUGAAUUUGGCAGCGUCAAUGCCUUUUGGAAGUGAGACGUCGCCAACAACCUUGGCCACGGUUGCUUCUCCAGCGUUUCCCGCAUCUUCAAUUUUGAACACGACUACCGCCGGGUCAUUAUUCCCCUCUGAGAUUGGUGUGGUAACCGACAUUACCGUCACACCUACCCUUUCAGACGUUCAAGUUUUUGCCACACCCGCUCCGGAUCAGUCAUUUUUGUCUUCCGAGUCAGACGUUCAAACUUCCAGCAUUGAUGCUUCUGGUUUGCCACCAGUAGUUCUCCCAGAACCAUCUGAGGAUGUUGUAGUUGUCACCACUAAUUUACCUGUGGCUUCUGAAGGCGAUACAACACCCAGCGAAGGUGAUUUUGCAACACCCAACCAAUCUCCCACUGCCGUACCGACAGAACCAGCGAUGACAAGUGCAGACGCUGUGCAACCACCAGCCGCAGAGGCGGACGUUACACAACCAGCGACAACAGAGGCGACGGCAACAACGGAAGUUCCACCAACGGUAACUGACGCAGACUUUACCCAGGAACUAGCAGAGGAUGCGAAUGACAGUGCUACCGCUACCACACCAGAAGCAGCAGAAACAAACGCUGUUUCAGCCCAACCUGCAACGCCAGAACCACCAGAGGAAACUCCUGCUCCAGAUCCGGCUGUAGAUGUGCCUAUUGAUGUUGGCACCAUGGCACUUUAUAGCGCUCUGACUUUGAGACUUGGAGCGUAG